GAGAGUCUUGUUCUUGAGUGUUCUUAGUGUUGUAAACACGUUUAGGGAAGCUUGUUUCCCUUGGUUGUACGAAGGAAAAGUAUUUUCCUUCGGGUUGAAGUCUUGGAGUGCGGUAUCUCCGAGCAAGUGUAUUGAGGCUCGUGGGACUCGAGUUCUCAGGUUGUAACAGUUUGUUAAGCACCCGUAAGUUUAACAAAAGUAGUGUAGCUCGAGAGAGUCUCUCGGGAGGCUGGAUUAGCCACAAGUUGUGGUGAACCAGGGUAAAUCUUGGGCGUGUUGAAUCAUUUCACAUUGCACUCUGGGUAUCUUAAUGUUUGUCAUCACAUAUGCAUCUCCAUUUUUAUCUAUGCUUAGUAUGGUACUGUACAUUGCUAUGAACAAAGAUGUCGUGGUGAUAAAAUAUUCAGAUGAACACGAUUUUGGUCAAGAUGCUAAAUGGUUUUCCUUGUCUGGUUCCUUUGGGCUUGAAUUUCAUUCUGCUUAUUGCCUAUACAAUUGUAUUGCUUCUAAUGGGGAACCAUUUAUUCGUGUGGAUUGUCUUUUCUCCCAAGUUCAUCUGAAGAAUAUUUUGGCCUGAGGGGUACCUAUUUUUUUGUGCAACGUGUGAUCUUUAGCUGGAUUUUUCGUUUUAUUGUGUGAACACUCAAAGUUCAUAGCCCAAGUCACCGUCACCUGCCAGUUUCUUCCAAGUUCCUGUCAGUGUGCUGCCAAAUCAAAGGUUGUAAUCCCACUAAAACUUUAAUUGGUGGAUGGGCUUCAAUGUUGGAACUUACACAAUUAUUGUCAGAUUGUUAGCGCUAUUAACAUUUCACAGCUCAUGCAUCUAUUUGUCUUGCCUAAAUCCGUUUCAUCAAUGAACCUGGAGCACUUCACUUUAGGGGUCGAACAGCUCUAGAGAAAUUGAUGGAUAGUCAUUUACCUCAGGAAAUAUUCAUUCCAGCUAUCAAUGGCAGGAGCUUAAUUGAGCUCUUCUUUCACAGCAUUGGCACUGAGUUGGCCCACCGGCCUAGCUCUCACUUCAGGCUUCUGCUACCAAUGGACGACAAGAUCAUAGGAGGAGCAACUUCCAGUGACAACCCAAAGCUAAACCAGCAGCGGAUCCAAGACAAAAAAUGCAAGGAAUUGUAAAGGCCAUCCAAGGCAACCAGAACCCCGGCCAGCAUCCUCUCACAUUUUUAAAAUACUACGCAGUGUAAUGUUUUUGGUAAUCUCUGAAAUUUUCCCUUCGAAAUAUCGACGGAUUGUAUGAUGUAUUCCAGUAUCAAAAAGAUUUACUCCCUCCGUCCUAUAAUGAUCUUCCCGGUUCGCAAAACGAAGAAAAAUCCCAAGUUUUUUCAAUCUAUUUUAUUUAAAUAUUAGUAUAGAAAUAAAAAAUAAAACAUACAUAUUUAAAAACUACAUCAAAAGUUCAACAAAACAAGUGGUGACAAGAAUAUUUUAUUUUAUCAUAUAGGCUAUGAAAAAACACAAAUAAAUAUAAAUUCUCGUGAAGUUGGAAUAGUGCUCUGGGAAGAUCAUUAUAGGACGGAGGGAGUAUGUUUCAAAGGCUUUUAUUUCAUAAAUAAGACUAAUUUUAUCUUCAAGCUAUAAACAAUGAAAACAGUAAACCACUACCACAUGGAGGCAUGUCAAGCUUUUACCAGUAAAAAUUUAAAGUACUACUCCCUCCGUUUGGAAAAACACUUCCCAUUUGGAUUUGGGGCAAAAAUAAGGAAGUGUUAAAUUAUAGUUGAUUUCCAAUUUUGCCCCUGAUGUGAUGGGUAAAAGUAAGAUGUGAUGGAUACAUUAUUAGAAAAAAAAUAUGAUGUGAUAGGUAGGGUAUGAAAAAGUAAGGGUAAAAGUGGUUUUUUAAUAGAAAAGGGAAGUGUUUUGUUGGAAGUGGAAACAAAUGAAAGAGGAAGUGUUUU
Molecule: messenger RNA, 1907 nt
Organism: Cuscuta campestris
Lineage: Eukaryota; Viridiplantae; Streptophyta; Magnoliopsida; Solanales; Convolvulaceae
Source: the annotation of a GenBank genome assembly